UUUCCCGUUGUGUGGCGCAAGCUUCGGAUGGAUCUUCAGCUGGCCAUGCGGACUGGAUUGACGUACUCGGAAGCCACGACUCUGUUGAACAGUGACGAAAUGGCCCAUCACCUGUUCCAUCCUUACGAUCUGUCCUGCAUGCUGGCUCAGAUGAUGUACGGGAACCAACUGGACAAGGCUUAUUGGACAACCUACGUGCCAGAACGAUACUUCCUCCGCGCGGAGAGCAUACUGGAUCGCUACGCACAGGAUGGCCUCGAACCGGAUCGGUGGCCCGACCAGAUGGACCCCACACAAGAUGACAGUGAGCUGCUCUUGGGCGAGAACGAAGAGGACGUUGACAACGAGGAUCGUGAUGGCAACUGGGAACCCAGCGAGGAGGCUCAAGCCAAGAUCGACCGGAUGGAAGCUCGUGAGGCAGCAGCACAACAGGAUGACACGGAGGUACCGGACGCCAACGCUGCACCGGAUCUCGUUUUGCCUUCGACUCGUCGUCCCAAGCGCAGGCUGGCCUGGUUUCCAUCAGUUGCUGUUGACUGUAGCGGCUGA
Messenger RNA from Phytophthora sojae, 549 nucleotides. RefSeq lists its product as hypothetical. The annotation marks the transcript as partial. Lineage: Eukaryota; Oomycota; Peronosporomycetes; Peronosporales; Peronosporaceae. The transcript has a single exon. The record is from RefSeq and is a predicted model, not a curated record.